AUCUAUCGUUAUCGUCAAAAAUCUUUAGUAUUUGCCAACGAACACCAAAAUGUUAUCAAAAUUGCAACGAGCAACUGAUAAGGCAAGGUUGUUCCUGCAAAUCAAGAAUCAGGCGCUUUCUACACUCUUCUUUACUCGGCAUGUAAGCAUGGGGAACACGAGCCCAUCUAAAGUGCAGGCUCUGUACGAACUCUGCAAGACCAGUUUCACACCAUCAGGCUCGCCUCCUCCCUCCUCUCAUGCUAUCCAGAAAAUCUACUCUCUUUUGGACACAGUUCACCCUGUUGAUUUUGGACUUAAAGAGGACAAUCCAGAUGAUGAUCGAGGGCAUGGCUGUUUCGGACUUAACCAAUUAAAUUGGACAGCACGAUGGGCUCAACCAAUAACAUUUUUGGAUAUCUAUGAAUGCGAUAGUCUCACUAUGUGUAUAUUCUGCUUUCCUACAGCUUCAGUUAUUCCACUCCAUGACCAUCCUGGGAUGACUGUCUUUAGCAAAAUUCUUUAUGGUUCAUUGCAUGUGAAAGCUUAUGAUUGGGUUGAGCCAGCCAAAAUUCUGGAAAGCAAGGGGCCUGGCAAUCGUGGAGCACGUUUGGCAAAGCUGGCAGGUGAUGACGUUUUGACAGUAGAAAGUGGUACGUCAGUCUUGUACCCUAAGACGGGGGGAAAUCUGCACUGCUUCACUGCGAUCACACCUUGUGCGGUGCUUGACAUUCUAACACCUCCAUACAGUGAAGAAGCGGGGAGAUUAUGUACUUACUACCAUGAUUACCCUUAUUCCACCUUUGCUGCAGGGAAAGGAGCUGCAAUAGGUGAAGGAGAAGAAGAGGACUAUGCAUGGCUUGUAGAGAUAGAAACGCCAGAUCUUUAUAUGCGCCAAGGAACAUAUAUCGGUCCACGUGUUGUUUAGCUCUCAUUGCUGAGCGGUGGAUGAUCCAGUGCUUCAUAUUGCUGUAGUUCAAGGCUUUAUCGACAAUUUCACCAACAAAAUAUACCUCUCCUUUGGCUAGUAUAGGUGAAGGCUCUUUUUCAGGGGAACUGGCACAGUUGCUCUUAUUUAGAAGUGUUUUCUCUUGUAAACUGAAGGAAAUGCUCAGCAAAAUUUCCUAAAUGAUGCUGGUUGUAACUUGUAAGUGUGUCACAUAGUAAGCCUUUCUUACAAAGGCUCUCAUCAUUAUAUAUUUUUUUUAACCGAGAAUGGUACAAUAUAUAUAUUGACAAAAAGGUAUUUUUCGUCCCUCAAUUAUGGGACGAGUUUCA
Molecule: messenger RNA, 1257 nt
Organism: Tripterygium wilfordii
Lineage: Eukaryota; Viridiplantae; Streptophyta; Magnoliopsida; Celastrales; Celastraceae
Product: plant cysteine oxidase 3
Exons: 5
Coding region: 50-907 (285 amino acids)
Molecular function (GO): oxidoreductase activity, acting on single donors with incorporation of molecular oxygen, incorporation of two atoms of oxygen
Source: RefSeq, a predicted model, not a curated record